GCGCGGGGGGGGGCGGGGCGGGUGACGGCGCAGCGCGCGCCGAGGGGCGGGCAGAGGCGCUGGGCUCCGGCGGCUCCUCGGGCGAUGGCGGAGCUGCGCGCGGCGGCCCCGGGCCCCGGCGCGGCGGCGGCGGCGCUGCCCGGCCCCAUGGCGCUGCCGGCGGCGGCGGGGGGAGGCCCCGGACCGGGCAUGUCCACCGCGCUGCCUUCGCCGGCCGCCGCCGGCGGGGCGGGCCCGGGCGGGGUGACGGCGGCUCCCGGAGCGGGCUCCGCUUCCGGGGCGGGCGGCUCCGCUUCCGGGUCGGCGCGCGAGGGCUGGCUCUUCAAGUGGACUAACUACAUCAAGGGCUACCAGCGCCGCUGGUUCGUCCUCAGCAAUGGGCUGCUCAGCUACUACCGGUCCAAAGCGGAGAUGCGGCACACUUGCCGCGGCACCAUCAACCUGGCCACGGCCAACAUCACCGUGGAGGACUCCUGCAACUUCAUCAUCUCCAACGGCGGCGCCCAGACUUACCACCUCAAGGCCAGCUCGGAAGUGGAGCGGCAGCGCUGGGUCACUGCCCUGGAGCUGGCCAAGGCCAAAGCUGUCAAGAUGCUGGAAGAGUCAGAUGACUCUGGCGAUGAGUCCGUAUCACAGACGGACAAGACGGAGCUGCAGAGCACGCUGCGCACCCUGUCCAGCAAGGUGGAGGAUCUGAGCACCUGCAAUGACCUCAUUGCCAAGCACGGCACGGCCUUGCAGCGUUCCCUCAGUGAGCUGGAGACCCUCCGGCUGCCAGCCGAGAGCACUGAGAAGAUCAAGCAGGUGAACGAGCGAGCCACCCUCUUCCGUAUCACCUCCAACGCCAUGAUCAACGCCUGCCGGGAUUUUCUGGUGCUGGCGCAGACCCACAGCAAGAAGUGGCAGAAGUCACUGCAGCACGAACGGGACCAGCGCAUCCGCCUGGAGGAGACGCUAGAGCAGCUUGCCAAGCAGCACAACCACCUGGAGAGGGCUUUCCGCGGCGCCACUGUCCUGCCCGCCAAUGCACCUGGCACCGGGGGCUCAGCCAAAGAUCCGUGCUGCCCUGCAAAAGGAGACGUGAGCGAUGAGGAUGAUGACAACGAGUUCUUUGAUGCCCCGGAGAUCAUCACCAUGCCAGAGAGCAUGGGUCACAAACGCACUGGCAGCAACAUCAGCGGAACCAGCAGUGACAUCAGCCUGGAUGAGCAGUACAAGCACCAGCUAGAGGACACCAAGAAGGAGAAGAGAACCCGCAUCCCCUAUAAACCCAACUACAGCCUCAAUCUCUGGAGCAUCAUGAAAAACUGCAUCGGGAAGGAGCUAUCCAAGAUCCCCAUGCCGGUGAACUUCAACGAGCCCCUGUCCAUGCUGCAGCGCCUCACGGAGGACCUGGAGUACUACGAGCUGCUUGACCGAGCAGCCAAGUGCGAGAGCUCUCUGGAACAGCUGUGCUAUGUGGCCGCCUUCACCGUCUCGUCCUACUCCACCACCGUCUUCCGCACCAGCAAGCCCUUCAACCCACUCCUGGGGGAGACCUUCGAGCUGGACCGCCUGGAGGAGAAUGGCUACCGCUCCCUCUGCGAACAGGUAUGUCACCAUCCACCAGCGGCUGCCCACCAUGUCGACUCCAAGCACGGCUGGACGCUUCGCCAGGAGAUCAAAAUCACCAGCAAGUUUCGGGGCAAAUACCUCUCCAUCAUGCCUCUGGGUACCAUCCACUGCGUCUUCCACUCUUCUGGCAACCACUACACGUGGAAAAAGGUCACCACCACCGUGCACAACAUCAUUGUGGGCAAGCUCUGGAUAGACCAGUCAGGUGAAAUUGAGAUUGUCAAUCAUAAGACGGGUGACAAGUGCAUCCUCAAGUUCGUUCCUUACAGCUACUUCUCUCGGGACGUGGCAAGGAAGGUCACCGGGGAGGUGACAGACCCCACCGGGAAGGUGCAUUUUGUCCUGCUGGGCACCUGGGAUGAGAAGAUGGACUGCUACAAGGUGAUACCAGCUGUGGGGGACAACGGCGCAGAGGGACGUCAAAGGGCCCACGAGGCUGAGGACAGCCGGGUGCUGCUGUGGAAAAGGAACCCCCUCCCGAAGUAUGCAGAAAACAUGUAUUACUUCUCGGAGCUGGCGCUGACGCUCAACGCUCCAGAGAGCGGCACGGCGCCCACAGACAGCCGCCGGCGCCCCGACCAGCGCCUCAUGGAGAACGGGCGCUGGGACGAGGCCAAUGCUGAGAAGCAGCGCCUGGAGGAAAAGCAGCGCAUCUCCCGCAAGAGGCGUGAGGCUGAGGCUGCAAGGGCCACAGAGGAUGGCACCCCCUAUGACCCCUACAAGCCGCUGUGGUUCGAGCGCAAGAAGGACCCCAUCACCCAGGAGCUGACGCACGUCUACAAGGGCGGCUACUGGGAGAGCAAAGAGAAGCAGGACUGGACCUUGUGCCCGGACAUUUUCUGAGCCGGCGGCAGAAGGAGCAGCAGGGUGAAGGCGUGCUGACUGUGAGGGGAGCAGCUGCACUGGGCCAGCAUUGCCUGGCGCUUUGUGCAGCGCACAUCUGUCUGUCCGUCUGUCUUAACCGCCUGUCCGUCCCCAUGUGUUGCCGCGAGCGCCGGCCGCGCUUGCCUGCCGGGGUUGCCUUAGCCGAUCCAAACUGACCUUGACGCCAGGGUGGGGAGCGGGAGCCAGCCCAGCCCUGCACCUGCUCCCUCGGGGGGCUUUCUCCCUCCAUCCCACACAUACGCACUUGUGCACAGCCCAGCCCCCCUCCCCAGCACGGGGUAAAUCAUGCCCUGUGCAUCUUCCUGGGGUGCCAGGGCACGGACCCCCAGACAUGCACACCCGGGGACAGGAAGCAAGCGUGACUCCCAGGGAGGGCAGGGUGCUGGCUCUGCCUGGGGCAGCGGGCACUGUGGGGUAGAGCCUGAGGCUGGCCUUGGUCUCUGCCCCCCCUCCUCCUUUCCUUCCCCCUUUCCUCUGCUCCCAGAUGGCCAGGUGCUCUCUUCCCCUCGGGGUGCCUGGGCUCCUGGGUGCCACUUGCCCUGCUGGGGUGCCCAGAUGCACAGGCCCUGCCCUGCAGCCUGUCCUAUAGGUGUAUAUGAUAAUAUAUAGAGCUACUGGGGCCCUUGGUCCCAUUCUUCCCCUGCAGCUCUGCAGCACCUGAGGGGAGCGGGCACCCGGCCUGCCCCUGUUCCCACGUCUGGGGUGCUCUGUCCCCUAGCCUUCCUUGGGUGCAGCCUGGCUGUGCUGCCCCUCCCAGGCUUGGGCUCCCCCCCUCAAGGUGCCUUCCUCGGAGGUUAUUUAGGGGAAGGGGAGAUCCUCAGUUGUGUGGGGGCAGCCCUGGGCACCAGCGGGCUAUGCUAGGCUACUCUGUGCCCACUACCUUCUUCUGGCAAAGGCAGCAGGGCAUGGCCCAUGUUCCUCUCCCCUUGCCAGCCCCUCCUUCCCCUCCUUGCCCCUCUGCGUGGGAGAUCUCUGUGGAGCAGGCGUGCAGGGGUCCCUGCAUCCCCAAACACUACAGUGGGGUGGAGACACUUGGCCAGGGGGGUGGGAGGGGAUUGCUGGUGAGCACCUGUAAACGCAAUGGGAGCAGAGCUGCCCUCCUGGGAGGCAUUUCUGCAAGCAGGGGAGCUCUGCACCCCCAAACAUGAUGUGGGAGCAGAGCUGCCCUCCUGGGGCGCAUCUCUGGGGGCAGAGGCUCACUGCAUCCCUAAAAUGACAGAAAAGCUGGGGCGUAUGAUGCCUUUUUUCUUUCUUUCUUUUCUUUCCUUCCAAGAGAACGACUAAAUUAAAACCUGUGAAUGCCCCAA
Messenger RNA from Dromaius novaehollandiae (emu), 3806 nucleotides. RefSeq names its product oxysterol binding protein (gene OSBP). The transcript has 14 exons. The record is from RefSeq and is a predicted model, not a curated record. NCBI's taxonomy places the organism in Eukaryota, Metazoa, Chordata, Aves, Casuariiformes, Dromaiidae. Gene Ontology annotation, molecular function: sterol binding. Gene Ontology annotation, cellular component: perinuclear endoplasmic reticulum; plasma membrane; cytosol. The coding region runs from base 85 to 2457 and encodes 790 amino acids.